AUGGCGGCGCUUUCACCGCUCGCCCGUGCCGAAAACAGGCGCUUGACCAACCACGUCGAUGCCCACGGCAGAGAUGGCAGUGCUGAGCAAUUGUGGGGCAGUACAUGUCAGCGGCUGCUGCUGCAGCUAGAGCAGUUGAAGUCGAUUGCGGCUCUGCCUCUAGCAGGGGUGACAGAGCCGCGCGCAGACAUAUGUCAAAUCCAAAGCAUAAUCAGCGAGAUGCAGAGCGGACUGCUUCAGUCCAGGGAUGCGUGCGGAGCUUCGGGGCCAAUGGGGCCAAUGAGGCCAUCUGGAUCUGGCCCUAGCCUGGCUUUGGGAAGCCAUGUUUUGCAGUCCCUGGACAUCGCGAAGAAGCGCUGUGAGAACCUGAAUCGUGAAUUGGUUAGGCAGGCCCGAAGCCACGAGGAGCUUGUCACAGCAACGGCUGCAAUCAAAGAUGCAAACAAGCGGCUCUUGGAACAGACGCAGCUCCAACGGGAUGAGAUUGAGACCAUCGCGCAGCAAGGUGUGGCAGACGAACAGCGUCUGCAAAUCUCCCGCGCGAAGCAUGCAAACGACUACAGCUCCUGCCAGACCGAGUCAAGCCGGCAUCUUGCAGCAGCCCGCUCCAUGGCCAGCCACAGACAAGCAGCUGUGAAGUUGCGGGCGGCCGACAAACUCAGGCACUGGCGCAUCUACGGGCAGAUUUGCGUGCAGGAAGCAGACACUCUUCGAGCAGAGGCGGUGACGCUCAGGAGUGAUGCACAGGCUCUCCAUGCUGAGGUGCAGGCCCUGUUGGCUACCGCGCGGGACCGCAUGAUUUCCCACGGUGGCUGUGCGGAGGCUUCUGCUCGUCGUGCCAAAGCAAAUGUGGCGGUGCAGGCCCUGGCAGAUACCUUGAAGCGAGAGAAGGAGAGCCGCACUUUCGAGAAUGCCACCGCAAGCCACAGGCAAGGGCGCAUGUCUUCCGAGAUUGGUGAUCUCCAGGGGCGUUUGGGCCGUGAUCUUAGCCAGCUUGUCUCACAAUCCCAGGCCUUGGAGCGAACAAUGGUGGCGGACAAACAGGCUUGGACCGAGGAGAUGGAGAUGCUGAAGAGGAGGCACGAGGAAGACUCCAACGUGCAUGCUAGAGGCAAAGAGGACCUGGCUGCACUUCUUGACAGGCAGGCUCAGCUUCAGCUGCAACUUCUUGAAGUAGAGCAAGAGAUGCUGGCAAAGCAGAAGGAGGAGGUUCAGCUCAGAGGCGCCGCCCAGCAGACGGACGCAGCGCUAACGGCUGCAACGACUUGCGGGCGGCACCUACAGCAGCAAAUCGAAGAGCAGUCAGAGGCCCUUCAGCAUCGAAACGAGGCAGAGCUCACGAGUUGUCAAGAAGGCUUGGACCGCCUAGCCAGCAAGGAGGUAGCGCUUCUGGAAGGGCAGGGCGAAGGAGCACGAAGGAGGGCCCAGGCUUGGGAGCACAAGGUCCGGGAAGACGAGGAGGCGCUGCAAGAGCUUGAGGCGCAGAAUUUGGAGGCUGCAAGAGAGUGCGAGGCACUUGCCGGCCACGUAUCAGACCUGCGUGGGCAGCACGCCGCCGCUCAGGAGCAUCGCCGCAGCCUGGAGGAUCGCCUCGCUGAUGACCGCCGCGAAGCAGCCCUGGAGCAUGUCAAUCUGCAGGCCGCCACUGACCAGCUCACAGCAAGGAUCGUGGCACUGGAGGCCGAGAUGCAGAGGUCAGAGGAAUGCAACCUGCACCGCCGACGUGCCGCCACCGAUGCAGAGGUACGCGGAGCAGCGCGCGCCAGUUCCACAGACGGUGAGCUGACAGUGGCCAAGGCUGAGCUGACGGAUCUAAAGAAACGCUGGCAGCAGGCCGUCGAACUUCGAAGCAAGACGCAAGAAGAGGUUGGCAAGUUGAAGCAGCAGAUGGCACGGAUGGAGGCCGCCCUCUUGGGCGAGAUCCAGGGGUGCCAAGGUUCAUUCUGCGAAGAGCUUUCGGGGCUGAAGUUAGUGUUCAAGCAGGAGAAGGAGAAGGGAGAGCUGGCUCAGGCUGAGCUGCAGCAGCUGAAGAUGCAAGCAAUGGAACGGCUGCGGAGCGUCCAGGAGGAGCAGAGCCGAAAGCUGGCACUGACCCACCAGGCUAAGGUGAAGGCCGAGGGGGCACGACGAUCUGACCUGAAGAAUACGAGCGAGGCAGUUGCGGCCCAACAGCGCCACAUCCAAGCUUUGGAGAAGGAGCUGCAAAGCCUCAGGCACCUUCUCGAUGAGAACGACUGCAGCCUCUCUCGCAUCCGAGAGGAGCUGGUCUUCGAGGAGGGCAACCCGAACGCACGUGUUAAAGAGGAGGUCAUGAUGAUGCAGGACUCUGUGCUCAAGGCAGCAGAUGAAGAUGCCCGCUUGUCACAGCAGCUGGAGGCGACCCCAGAUGUCAUCGGCGUCGAGCAAGGCAUGAGAUUUAGGCAGCCGUACGUCCAGAUGAGGGAUACGGCAGCUGCUGCAAGGAGUCCGGGCAGGAGCUGCAGCUUUCGUGACUUGCACAGUCGGAUUGAUUGCCACCUUGAAAACAUACAGCGCCACAACGAGGAGCUGCACCACGGUCGCCGAGAUCCUUCGUAUGUGUUCCAAGAGCCAACCACUCUCCGUGCAGAGGCAACCAGGUGA
Messenger RNA from Symbiodinium natans, 2622 nucleotides. Lineage: Eukaryota; Dinophyceae; Suessiales; Symbiodiniaceae. The record is from the annotation of a GenBank genome assembly.